AUGCUUGGAAAGGGCAUCCCGUGUACCGUUGAAUUGUCCCGUGAGGGAUUGUCUGCCAUGAUGGGGAACCAGAACUGCCGUGUCGGGAUCACUUUCACCUCGUCGCCGCCGCAGGAAAUCCAUGAUUGCAUCCUUCGAAGCGAAGCUGCUACCAUGGUUUACCUCCAACAGCAUAAUUCCAUUCCCACACCUAAAAUCGAUUGGGCAUGCGAAUCCGACCCAGGGAAUCCACUGGGAGUGGACUAUAUCCUGAUGGAAAAGUUAGACGGGAACCCAUUAGAUUGGCAGGCUGCGACACUCCACCUGAAAGAGAAGGUUAUGCAGCAGCUGGUCGCUAUCUUCCUCGAGUGUCCACUCGGUUCAUUUGCUUUUGCUCUCUCGAGGGGACACAAGCUAUAA
Molecule: messenger RNA, 399 nt
Organism: Penicillium alfredii
Lineage: Eukaryota; Fungi; Ascomycota; Eurotiomycetes; Eurotiales; Aspergillaceae
Exons: 2
Coding region: 1-399 (132 amino acids)
Source: RefSeq, a predicted model, not a curated record